UUCUGUGAGCGAGAGAGAGAGAGUGAGAGAGUGAGUGGUGUCUAUGAGCACAGGGUGAACCAGUCAGACUUAACUCCCAGUCACACAAUGUUAUUUUCCCGCCCCUGUGGCUGCCCCGGCGCGCCCCAGUGACCUCGCCCGCGCCACACCCCUUGGGGCAUGACCUGGUGGCUGGCAGGUCCCUAUCCACUGGCUGGGUUGAGGCGUAGGGGCUAAAAAGUGGGUUGUUUACAGUGUUAGGCUGGCCAGAGGUCCCCCAAGCACCAUGAACGGGCUGAGUAUUAGAGAUAUCUGCUGUCUCUUCUGCUGGCCGCCCUGCCCCUCCAGCAUAGCAGCGAAGAUGGCCUUUAUCCCGCCAGAGCCCACCUACUCCUUCACCCCGGACGAGACGGGCUCCAGACACUCCCUGCACCUCACGGACAAGGCUGAGUGGCAGUUCACGGACAAGGAGAAGGAAGCUAUUGAGGUUUUCUACACACGGACCACCCGGGGGAACAAAAUCGCCUGCAUGUUCGUGAGGUGUUCCCCUAACGCCAGGUUCUGCAUUUUGUUCUCCCACGGCAACGCAGCGGACCUUGGCCACAUGAGCAGCUUCUACCUGUCUCUGGGCACGAGGAUAAACUGCAACAUCUUCAGCUACGACUACUCUGGCUACGGCGUGUCUGCAGGGAAGCCAUCAGAGAAGAACCUGUACUCUGAUAUUGACGCAGCCUGGCACGCCCUCAGGACCCGCUACGGUAUAUCCCCUGAGAACAUUAUCCUGUACGGCCAGAGCAUCGGCACGGCAGCCACCAUUGACCUGGCGUCCAGAUACGAGGUCGGGGCAGUCAUCCUACACUCCCCGCUCAUGUCUGGUAUCAGGGUCCUCUUCAAUACUAAGAGGACCUGGUUCUUCGAUGCAUUCCCAAGCAUUGAGAAGGUUCCGAAGAUCACCUCCCCGGUCUUGGUGAUUCACGGCACAGAGGAUAACGUGGUGGACUUCUCCCACGGUCUGGCCAUCCACGAACGCUGCCCCCGCGCGGUGGAGCCCCUAUGGGUUGAGGGUGCGGGCCACAACGACGUGGAGCUGUACAGCCAGUACCUGGAGCGCCUCAAGCAGUUCGUGUCCGUUGAGCUGGUUAAUUGACGUCUUGGUGAGGCCCCCCCGCCAUCCAGCCAGGGGGGGCUCAACCACCACCCGCCCCGGCCCCCAACCUCCUCCGCCUCACACCUGGGGACGCGGGGGGCUGGAGGGGUGCGGGGGGGCGGCCUGGUGGUGCGGUGCUGGGACACUGACCUGGGGAUGAUUGCCACAGAGGGGAUGUUUGCCACAGAGGGCGCCAUGGCCACUGAGGGCAGGCUGGCGGCUGCCCUCGCCACGCCCUCCAGGGAGACGCCCCCCGCUACGUCCGGCCACGCCUCAGGGCACACGUCGCCAUCUGCUGCUGCCGCCGCCACCACCGCCACCACCAACCGCAGCCCAAGUCGCCCAUCACCGAAGAUCCUGAGAGCGUCGGCCCCCCCUUCCCCCUCACUCUCCUGCAUUUCCCAUCCCCCAGAGCCCCCGGCCCUCCCGCCAGACAUCGCCGCAUCCACCAUCUCCCUCUCCACCUCCUUCCACCACCACCACCACCACCAUCACCACCACCAGCACCACCGCCGCCACCACUCUCACUCCAGCUCCCCUGCGGAAAAGUUACUGUGACCCCUGGAGUCUUUAGUGUAACCUAGGCUUUCCCUCCCCCCACCCCGCCCCGCCCCAGACCCCUCCCAGUCAGCGUAGGGGUGCGUGACUGGGGGUGCCGGCCCUGGGUGUCUGUGGGGCGUGUGUGGACCCUAAGGGAUGACUUGUUAAUGGGUAAAUGUCCCUUUUUUUAUCCCCCAUUAUCCCUGUGUCCCUCUUUACCUUAGCCGACCCUCAACUGGUGACCGACAGUGAAGAAAACGGGACGGAACGCAAGGAAAACGUUACAAAAUGAAAUAAAAAAGACAGACGUAGAUAGAGAGAAAUUGUUUUUGUAAAUGUGAAAGGCUCUGAGAAAACAAACGCAAUGGAAACAAAAUCGGGUGAACUUAUAAGUAAAAUAGAGAAAAGUGUGUUUAAAUGGAUGGUGUUGAAGAGAGAGUGAACAAAACGCACUUAAAAGAAUAGUGAGGAUACAAGUGUCGGAUUAUUUGGCUAAGGUCCCCCCCUUGUCCCCCCUAGACCCACCCACACCUCCCCUACCUCUCCCAGCCCUCUCCCUCACCUCUCCUUCAACAAAACCACUGCCUCUCACUAUCAGAAUGAGUAUUAAAGAGAGAGAGAGUGAAAAAAAUAGUGUGUGUGUGUGUGUGCGUGUGUGGUCAAGACUACACACACACACACACACACACACACACACACACACACACACACACACACACACACACACACACACACACACACACACACACACACACACACACACACACACAGAGACUGAUUAUAUUGUACCAUACCUAACCAUAACCUAACCUAACCUAACCUAACCUAGUGGAGAGGGAAGCACCUUUUGUAACUCAUAUAUUUGAUACAUUUCAGGGUGAUAGAUUACUAGAGAUGUUAGAGGAAGAGGAGGAGGAGGAGGAGGAGUAGGAGGAAGAGGAGGAGUAGGAGGAGGAGGAUUAAAAAAAAAAAGUGUUAUAAAUCCUGUAUAUCUUAAAUGGUGGUUUUAUACAGUGUGUCUAUUAUUAUUAUCAUUAUUAUCAUUAUUAUUAUUAUUAUUAUUAUUAUUUGUGUUUUUUUUUCAUAUAUACAUACGUAUUUAUAAUGUCUCCUAACCUUCCCAUACCUCUCUCUCUCUCUCUCUCUCUCUCUCUCUCUCUCUCUCUCUCUCGCUCUCUCACUCACUCCUUUCUUUUAUUUUCUCCUCUUCCUCUUUCUUUAUAUUCACUAUCAUAACCAUCACCAUCUUAUCCGUGUGUGUGUGUGUGUGUGUGUGUGUGUUGUGUGUGGUAGGGACAAACACACACACACACACAUAUCUCAAACUUGGCAAGUGUUUUUCUAGUUCUUGUUUUGAGUAGUAGGUGUGUUUCUCUCUCUCUCUCUCUCUCUCUCUCUCUCUCUCUCUCUCUCUCUCUCUCUCUCUCUCUCUCUCUCUCUCUCUCUCUCUCUCUCUCUCUCUCUCUCUCU
Messenger RNA from Portunus trituberculatus (swimming crab), 3136 nucleotides. Its product is annotated as alpha/beta hydrolase domain-containing protein 17B-like. The record is from RefSeq and is a predicted model, not a curated record. Lineage: Eukaryota; Metazoa; Arthropoda; Malacostraca; Decapoda; Portunidae. Gene Ontology annotation, molecular function: palmitoyl-(protein) hydrolase activity. Gene Ontology annotation, biological process: protein depalmitoylation. The coding region runs from base 266 to 1126 and encodes 286 amino acids. The transcript is spliced from 3 exons. Gene Ontology annotation, cellular component: endosome membrane; plasma membrane.